UCCACAUUUUAUGUCCCCACGUAUAUUCUUGAAAUUGUACACACACUAUAGUUUUGACUCAUAAAUAAUUCAACACACAACACAUUCUCAAGAAAGAAAGAAAAAAAUGUCUAGUCUUAAAGUUCCAGCAUCAGUUCCAGAUCCUUAUGAAGAUGCUGAGCAACUGAAAAAAGCUUUUAAAGGAUGGGGAACAAAUGAGGAUCUUAUUAUUCAGAUUCUGGCACAUAGGAAUGCAGCACAGCGCAAGUUAAUCCGAGAUUCUUAUGCUGCUGCUUAUGGAGAGGAUCUUCUCAAGGACUUGGAUUCUGAACUGUCAAGUGAUUUUCAGCGUGUAGUGCUUCUCUGGACUUUGAGUCCUGCUGAGCGUGACGCCUACUUGGUUAAUGAAGCUACCAAACGUCUGACUGCUAGCAAUUGGGUUAUCAUGGAAACUGCUUGUACCAGGUCUUCUGAUGAUCUUUUUAAGGCAAGGCAGGCCUACCAUGCUCGAUACAAGAAAUCACUUGAAGAAGAUGUUGCUUAUCACACAAGUGGGGAUUUCCGUAAGCUUUUGAUUCCUCUUAUAACUGCAUUCAGAUAUGAAGGAGAUGAGGUGAACAUGACAUUGGCAAGAAAGGAAGCAAAUAUACUGCAUGAGAAGAUCUCUGACAAGGCUUACAAUGACGAGGAGAUCAUCCGAAUUAUUUCUACUAGGAGUAAAGCACAGCUGAGUGCAACGUUCAACCACUACAAUGAUCACCAUGGCCAUGAAAUCAUCAAGGAUCUGGAAGCUGAUGAUGAUGAUGAUGAGUACCUGAAAUUACUCAGAGCAGCAAUAGAAUGCUUGAAAACCCCAGAGAAAUACUUUGAGAAAGUUCUUCGAUUGGCUAUCAAGAAGCUGGGCACAGACGAAUGGGAUCUUACUAGAGUUGUCGCCACUCGGGCUGAAGUUGACAUGGAGCGUAUCAAAGAAGAGUACCAUAGGAGGAACAGUGUUACAUUGGACCGUGCAAUUGCUGCAGACACUUCAGGAGACUAUGAAAAAAUGCUUCUGGCUUUGAUUGGGCACGGAGAUGCUUGAAUUACAUGUGCUGAAACCUUGAGAUAAUAAAAACUCUUUACUUGUUUUCUGAAGUUUGAAUUUGCUUUUAUGAUGUGUGGUGUGUACUCUCCGGGUUUGGUUUUUGCAUUAUAUGAACUAAAACAUUAAGGUGUUGUGUUUUGUUUUCUCCUUUCGGACUUCUACUGGUUUUGCCUGCUAAAUAAGCAUAGCUCCAACUUCGGAGCGAGCACAAUCGCAUAAGCUUUUAUUAUA
This is a messenger RNA of Solanum tuberosum (potato), 1294 nucleotides long. RefSeq names its product annexin D2-like. The transcript has 5 exons. The record is from RefSeq and is a predicted model, not a curated record. Gene Ontology annotation, biological process: response to heat; response to cold; response to water deprivation. Bases 107 to 1060 code for a protein of 317 amino acids. Lineage: Eukaryota; Viridiplantae; Streptophyta; Magnoliopsida; Solanales; Solanaceae. Gene Ontology annotation, molecular function: calcium-dependent phospholipid binding; phosphatidylserine binding; calcium ion binding. Gene Ontology annotation, cellular component: plasma membrane; cytoplasm.